GUGCUAUUCAUUUGAGAAUCAAAAGAAAGACAAUGGCCAAAGUUCCAUCUGUGUAUAUAUUACUCCUAUUUAUAUAUGCAGCCGCACAAAGUUUGGGAAAUGAAACUGAGGAUCAACGGAAUAGUGAAGUAAUUACGAAUAGAACUGGUGCAGAAUCUUUGCUACACAGGCGAGUUGAAAAUGAUCAUAAACCAAUAUAUGACAAUGGAGAUGACGGGGCAAUAAUCAAAAUGAGUCGAAAUGUUGAUGAAAAUAGAGCGGAGGAAAGUAUACCACAGUGUAAAAAUUUUUCAGACAAUAUAGGAGAGCUGAAUUGUAAUGGUUCAAACUUCCAUUACAAUUGCUACCAAGUGACCGGCAUACAUCACGUUGGACUCUAUAUUACCUUUGAUAUACUUUAUGAUAAUUACUUCUAUCGAUUGCAAGUGGCGAUGAACAAUAAGCAAUUGACCAGAAAAAUCAUGAAUGGCAGCAUAGGAAAGUUAAAAUAUGGAAUACGGGGAAUACCAAUUGUGACGCUCAGCGUGUAUGAUGUCGUCGCAACUCCAAGCUGCCGACAUUUCUGUGCUGACGUUACUACGACUGUAAGAGGGGAAUUGGCCGUGAGAAAGCUUGGUUGCUUCAUCGACUAUUAGUGUCGGAAACCACCACCACCACGAUGGCGAUGAUGAUAAAGAUGAUGAUGAUGAUGAUGAUGAUGAUGAUGAUGAUGAUGAUGAUGGUGGUGGUGGUGGUGGUGGUGGUGGUGGUGGUGGUGAUGAUGAUGAUGAUGAUGAUGAUGAUGGUGAUGAUGAUGAUGAUGCCGACGAAGAUUUCGACGCUGAUGGUGAUGAUGACGAUGAUGACGUCAAAGACUACGAUAAAAGACAAGAACGUCGAUUAUGAUGAUAAGAUGCGUUCCGUCUAAAGAGAAAUGAGAAAAACCAGGGUAAUGGUGAUGUGUGUUGUUGGUACCAUCGUGUUUCACCAUUGAAAGUCCCUUAUCCUCCACUCUAUCUCAUCAUCGCCACCGUCGCCGUCGUCGCCGUCGUCAUCAUAAUCAUUGUUGUUAUCAUGUUCUACACACAACACGAACACAUACCUCAUACAUACACAUUAACAGAUUUGUGUGUUUCAGUUGGUACAUGCAUACAUGCAAAUAUAUAUGUGUGUGUAUAUGUAUGCAUUUAUAUAUGUAUAUAUGCAUGUAUGCAUGCAUAUAUGUAUAUAUGUAUAUAUAUAUUAUAGAUAGCUAGAUAGUUACAUACGUGAUCACAAUCGUACCAGUUAUAGGCACGCAUGUGCAGAAGGCAGUGUGACAAUAAUAAAGAUAUGUUAUGGCGAAAGUGUGGAUAACUUUUGACUUACUCUCGAAUAUAUAUAAGCAUAUAUACGAAAAUGUCUCAAUAAAAUGCAUUUUUUUUACUCACGUAAAUGUCACAUUGUGAAAAUAUACACUCAUAUUUUUAUGUAAAAAUAUUACAUUAAGACAUUUGUUACGUGAGGACAAU
Molecule: messenger RNA, 1490 nt
Organism: Octopus sinensis (East Asian common octopus)
Lineage: Eukaryota; Metazoa; Mollusca; Cephalopoda; Octopoda; Octopodidae
Exons: 4
Coding region: 33-635 (200 amino acids)
Source: RefSeq, a predicted model, not a curated record